AUGGGGUGGGGGAUCAGGAGGCAGCAGCAAGCUUCUUCGGCGGCGGUGGAGCGAAGGGGAGGGGAGAGUGAUGAGCGGAGGGGCAAGGGGAAGGCGGCGGCGUUCUCCUUCUCGCCGCUGUCGUGGAUCGCCAAGCUGACGGCGAGGUCGUCCCAAGGGAAGGCUGGUGGCGCCAAGCACGCGCCGCCGCCGCCGGCGACCGCGUUCCAUUCUUUUCUCACCAAGAGGACCUGCCCGAGCUCGUCGGUGGUGGCAGGCGACGUCGCUCCGGGGAGGUCCAGCCCGCCGCGGCGCUCCCCUGUGGAGGUCGCCCCGCGGCGGCUGUCCGUUGGCAAUGACAGCGCCGAGGCCGUGGCGCGGCGGCUCUGCCAAACCCGCCGCCGCCGUCGCCACUGCUCCCUCGGCGGCGACCGUGACCUCCCGCCGCUCGGCCACCUCAUCCCCUUCUCCCUCGCAGGCUCCCCAGCUUCCCAGCCGCCGCCGGACGCGACCGUCGCCGCCGCCGCCGCGACACCAUCAGACACCGACGCCGGGGGCGGGGCGCGCCUGAGGACGCGACGCCGCCGCCACCGCGCCCACCGCCGCCGCCGCAGCAGCAUCAGCGGCAGCAGGCGAUCGUUCUCCGUCUCCGGCCGGAUGCCCGCCGUGCGCGUACGUCCGGUGCGCGCGGCGGCGGCCGCGGCGCCGGAGCUGGAGAGGUUGGCUGUGGUGCGGCGCACGCGUGACCCCCAGCGAGCGUUCCGGGAGUCCAUGGUGGAGAUGAUCGCGAGCAGCGGCGGGAGCAUCGCCGCCCGGCCGGAGGAGCUGGAGCGGCUGCUGGCGUGCUACCUCGCCCUCAACGCCGACGAGCACCACGACUGCAUCGUCAAGGUGUUCCGCCAGGUCUGGUUCGAGUACAUCAACCUCCACCUCUCCCGCCGGCGACGAGCUCGCCGCUGCUGACACACACUGUCAGCCAGCUCAGCCAAUCAACCCCCCUCUUCGCGUGACACGUGUCCUACGCUUUUCAGCUACUCCUAAGUAAUUAGCGUUUCCAUGGCUCGCAUGAUUAGCUGCUAAUUGCAAUCGAAAGCUUGCUAAAAAAUGGUCAUUAGCUGCAGCUAAUGGUGAAACAAAAUGCACGUGAAUUGAGGUGUUCUUGUACAGUGUUGGUACUUGAAUCGAAAUAUGUUGUAUUCUCAAAUUUGUAAACGACGGCGAGACAUUUGUAACGUUGCGAAAUGGAGGGGGAGACGAAGCGAGGACAAGGCUUCGAUAUUGCGGUUUUGGGCGUACAUGGCACGCUGGCAGCUGUAGAUUCCUCCGGGUUAA
This is a messenger RNA of Oryza brachyantha (malo sina), 1311 nucleotides long. RefSeq lists its product as uncharacterized. The transcript has a single exon. NCBI's taxonomy places the organism in Eukaryota, Viridiplantae, Streptophyta, Magnoliopsida, Poales, Poaceae. Gene Ontology annotation, biological process: negative regulation of DNA-templated transcription. Bases 1 to 942 code for a protein of 313 amino acids. The record is from RefSeq and is a predicted model, not a curated record.